GAGAUUGUGGAAUUUACACAUUUAGAAGCGCGAUUUAAACGAUCGGACGUGGACGUGCACGAUCCAAUGCUAAAAUGGAUUGUAGUGCCAAACCGAAGCGGAAAAAUCCAUGUGAGGAAGCCAGCAUUCUAUCUCAUCUAACAUUCGCUUGGGCCGUGCCGUUAUUGCUACGUGGAUCACGAAAAGGUCUCAAUGCAGACGAUCUAACACAGUGCCUGAAGGAAGAUCACUCCGAGCAGCUGGGUAAUCGACUGGAGCAUGAAUGGUAUAGGGAAGUAGCGACUGCUCAAAGAAAGUCAAGAAACCCUGAACUUCGAAAUGCUUUGCUGCGAUGUUUCUGGACCCCAUUUAUUAUCAAUGGAAUUCUGUGCGUCAUAUACAUUGCACUCAAAAUGCUGAUAGCUGCAAUUUUAGCUCAGCUCCUGCUGCAGUUGCAACAAACAACAAAAACUGCCAGCUAUAAAUCUAUAAGUGAACCGGGCGAAUUGCUUAAUAAUAGUUCGUUGGGUAGUGCCAACAUAUCCCUGCCCGCAAAUGUUCUCAAUGCUAACAACUCCACCGAGACUUUGUUCUACGGCAUAUGGAAGGGCAUUUGGUGCAACGCGUACAGUCUUGGUGGAUUAUUGGUGGUCAUAAAUUUCAUCUCUUGCAUUCUGUGGCAUCAUCUGUAUUUGCGCCAACGUCUGAUGGGAGCUCGAAUGAGAAUUGGCUGUUGUUCGCUGGUCUAUCGGAAGACUCUCCGUCUCUCUAUGCGCACUGUGGGCGGCACGCCAGCUGGUCAUCUAAUCAAUCUCAUUUCGAAUGAUGUAAGUCGACUAGACUAUGCUUUGGUCUUUGCGCAUUACAUUUGGAUCUUGCCCAUCCACGCGGUGGUCACCUGCUACAUUGUGUGGCUCCAAGUUGGAGUUCCAGCUCUCGUGGGAGUUCUAGGACUGCUGCUGAAGACCGUGCCAGUGCAGAUGGCAUUGAGCAAGUUGACUGCAGCUCUACGGAAACGCAUUGCACAGCGGACAGAUGUGCGGGUGGCAAUAAUGAACGAGCUUAUGCAAGGCAUUCAAGUGAUUAAAAUGUAUGCUUGGGAGAACUCCUUUGAAACCGUGGUGUCUGAUGCAAGGCGCAGUGAAGUGCAGCAGCUGCGAUAUGCCAACUAUCUGUAUGGCUUUCAGCGCACAACCAGGUUUUUCAUACAACGUACAACUUUAUUUCUGACCCUGGCUGCAGCCGUCCUUAUGGGUCAGAGCGUUACGGCGGAUUUUGUGUUCUCCGUUGUCAUUUACUACAACACACUUCAACUUGUGGCCGCCGUUUACUUUCCCCUCGCCAUUAACUUGCGAGCCGAGGCUUUGGUGUCUAUAGCUCGUGUGCAGACAUUUUUGCUGCAGGAGGAACGUGAAAAAGUUUUGCCAAGCCCUGAACAAGAUGGAGUAGCAAAGGAUAUCCUUGCACUAAAGAACAUUAAUGCGAGCUGGGACAAGGGGAAGCUUCAGGUCACGCUUAAGAACGUUAAUUUGACCAUCAAAAAGGGACAGCUUUGUGCCAUCAUAGGCUCCGUUGGAUCAGGGAAGAGUUCUCUACUCCACUUACUUCUAAGAGAGCUGCCAAUCAUUGAUGGCGAUCUCAUUCUGCACGAGGAGCUCUCGUAUGCAUCUCAGGAGCCUUGGCUCUUCAGUGAAACGGUGCGAAACAAUAUUCUCUUUGGCGAGCAGUACGAUCAAAAACGAUAUCUGGAUGUAACCAGGGCCUGUGCGCUGAUCACAGAUUUUCAGCAGCUACAAGACGGGGACCAGACUGUUCUAGGAGAUCGUGGAGCUUCGCUAUCUGGUGGGCAACGAGCUCGCAUUAGUCUGGCACGUGCAGUCUACAAGAAAGCAUCCAUUUACCUUCUAGAUGAUCCUUUGAGUGCUGUAGAUGCGCAUGUUGGACGACAUCUCUUCGACGAGGUGAUUGGACCACGUGGCAGACUGGCUCAGCAGAAGGCCACCCGUGUUCUGGUAACUCAUCAGGUGCACUUUCUCUCAGAAGCCGAUUGGAUUGUCAUAGUGGAACAAGGCCAAAUCGUGGAGCAGGGCACGUACCAGGAUAUCAUCAAUAGCGAUGUGGAUUUUGCCAAAUUGCUAGAAGUCCCUGCCAAAACUGAAGAUAUGAUCGCUGAAAAGCAAUUCCAUGCUCCUCUACCCAAUGAAGUUGAAGAUCACGAUGAAGACGAGGAUAUUGACGAGGACUCGGAUGGUUUGAUGCCUUUGAAAAAACUGCGGGCGAGCGAUAACAAACUAUGCAAAACGAUCGCUGAAAGUGCCAGACAGCAGACAGUCGUUGAAAAGGAUAAUGGCCGAGCCGAGACCCAGGCAACGGGAGGGGUAUCCGCACGUGUCUGCUUCGAAUACUUCCAAGCGGGCAGCUCGUUGUUAAGCUUUAGCUUCAUGGUGUCCAUCAUGUUGCUAUCGCAAAUGGUUUGCAGUGGCUCUGACUACUUUUCGAACAUCUGGACGCAGCAGGAGCAUCUGCGAUCUCAAAGCGAGCCCACGAGUCUAACCACCUAUGAGUGCAUGUACAUCUAUGGAUGUCUUAUUCUCGGUGUGGUAUUUAUGACUACCUUCCGUGGUUUCCUAUUUCUGAAGACAUGCAUGCACGCUUCCAAAGUCUUGCACGACCGAAUGUUCCGAUGCAUUUUGCAUGCGACCAUGAGAUUCUUUCAUAGUAACACCUCGGGCCGCAUACUCAAUCGCUUCUCAAAGGACAUUGGCACCAUGGACGAAUGGCUGCCCCGAAAUAUGCUGGAGUUCAUACAACAUGGCCUGGUUAUACUUGGUAUAUUGGCCUUAAUUGUUGUUGUCAACCCCAUGCUAUGCCCCGCUGUGAUUAUUGUCACUGUUCUGGAUCUGCUCAUACUAAAAGUCUAUUUGCGGCCAUCGCAGGAUCUGAAGCGCAUGGAGGGGAUUUGUCGCAGUCCCGUGUUUUCUUAUCUGACCUCAACUCUGUCCGGCAUUUCAAUCAUACGCUCACGUCAGAUGCAAAGCACAGCUAUCAAGGAAUUCGAUCUACUGCAGGAUGUGCACAGCGCCGUUUGGCAGCUGGCUGAGUCCACAAACACGGCUCUUGGACUGUGGGUGGAUACAAUCAAUUCUGUAUUUCUCGCAGCUGUUACAUUCAGCUUUAUUGUUCUCAGCAAAGCUACUUACAGCGGCAAUGUUGGUCUGGCCAUCUCUCAAGCCAUUCUCCUCUCAGGCAUGGUCCAGUAUUGCGUACGACAGUUCGCCGAGUCACUCCAACAAAUGACAAGUGUAGAACGUGUAUUGGAGUACACGGAAUUGGAGCAGGAGCAGUCCGCGGCCACUGAUAGCAAUGAACUUUCUCAACAAUGGCCGCAGCACGGAAAGGUUGAAUUCCGAGACAUGAGCUUACGUUAUGAACCCAAUGGCUCCGCUGUCCUCAAACAUCUCAGUUUAACUAUUGAGCCAGGCUGGAAGGUCGGAAUCGUGGGACGUACUGGCGCAGGAAAGUCCUCGCUUAUUGGCGCUCUCUUUCGUCUGGCAUACAUUGAGGGUGAUAUCUACAUUGAUGACAUCGAAACAGGCAGCAUAUCGUUGGAGACGCUGCGUACUCGCAUUUCUAUUAUACCACAAGAUCCAGUCCUAUUCUCGGCCACCAUUCGGUAUAAUCUGGAUCCAUUUGAUCGGUACAGCGACUUGAAGUUGUGGUCUGCCCUCGAAGAUGUAGAGUUGCGAGAAGUGAUUCCUGGUCUGGAUUUUAUGGUCACCGAGCGCGGCAGCAAUUUCAGUGUGGGUCAACGACAACUCCUUUGCUUGGCCCGAGCGAUCCUGCGGAACAAUAAGGUGCUAGUGCUGGAUGAAGCAACGGCAAAUGUGGAUCUCCUAACCGAUUCUUUGAUACAGCGCACGAUCCGGGAUAAGUUUCAGAGCUGUACAGUGUUGACUGUGGCACACAGACUGCACACAGUCAUGGAUUCGGAUCGUAUUGUAAUAAUGGAGGCCGGUAAUGCAGUGGAAUUUGAUGUACCACACGCGCUGCUACAGAAACCACACGGAGUACUUACACAGAUGGUUGAGGCCACCGGCGGCGAGGCUGAUACACUGCGACAGUUGGCCAGUAAAUCAUUCCAGGAAAUGCUGCAGCCAGGUGGCAGGAAGGGAACGGAUGAGAGACAGUUGCUGAAACUGCUGGAACGUACUGCGGGAAUUCUCGUUGACAAGCAAGUGCCAUCUUAGCGACUCCAAGUCCAAAUAUAUAUGUAUAUAUACACACAAAUAUAUAUAGUCUUUGUUU
Drosophila hydei is the source of this 4284-nucleotide messenger RNA. Its product is annotated as multidrug resistance-associated protein 4-like. Gene Ontology annotation, biological process: transmembrane transport. The record is from RefSeq and is a predicted model, not a curated record. Lineage: Eukaryota; Metazoa; Arthropoda; Insecta; Diptera; Drosophilidae. Bases 75 to 4226 code for a protein of 1383 amino acids. The transcript has 8 exons. Gene Ontology annotation, molecular function: ABC-type transporter activity; ATP binding; ATP hydrolysis activity. Gene Ontology annotation, cellular component: membrane.